Messenger RNA from Hordeum vulgare subsp. vulgare (domesticated barley), 481 nucleotides. RefSeq lists its product as uncharacterized. Lineage: Eukaryota; Viridiplantae; Streptophyta; Magnoliopsida; Poales; Poaceae. Bases 1 to 441 code for a protein of 146 amino acids. The record is from RefSeq and is a predicted model, not a curated record. The transcript is spliced from 2 exons.
AUGGGUACCGCUCUCUGGAUGUAUAGAUGGGGCGUACUGAAGCCGAUGGCCAGGAGAGGAGAUUCUGUAGAGUGGAAUCCGGUUUCACCUGCGAAUGGACAACGUGCGCGGUGGCGUGUGGCUCUGGCUGGGCAGGUUUGGCUCGGCGCCGUGGGACGCGGAUCGACGGCUGGGAGCAGCGGGCGGCUGGCACAUGUUGGGCGCGGGGACUUGCAGGGCGAGGCAGGCAUGGCGUCUCCCGAGCGUGAGGUGUGCUGCGGGUGGAGGGCCCUGCUAGUUCUCUGCUCUGCUGCUUCGCCUCGGCUGCGAUUAUAUAUCGUCCGGACAGACGCGACGCUUUGUGAAGAGACGCCGGUUCCAGAACGACCGGGAGAGGCGUCGGUUGAGGACAGAGCCGUCCGACGGUUGGGAAAAGUAGAUUUCCUAAUUACAUUGGUGUAAUAAAUCUUAACAUUCUCCAUAAUCUACGCUUGAUCAUGUA